Molecule: messenger RNA, 1140 nt
Organism: Cebus imitator (Panamanian white-faced capuchin)
Lineage: Eukaryota; Metazoa; Chordata; Mammalia; Primates; Cebidae
Product: histone H1.8-like
Biological process (GO): nucleosome assembly
Cellular component (GO): nucleosome
Molecular function (GO): DNA binding
Source: RefSeq, a predicted model, not a curated record
AUGGCGGCUGCCUGGGUGGGCCCUUGUUCCCAUCACUUGGGGGAUGCGGAGGGUACUGGGGACAGCAGCAGGACCGCGGACAAUCGCACGCCUUCCGGACGCCCCCAGCCCCGCGAGCUGCUUGCACCCCGGGCUCGUGGAACAAGGGGCUGUAAGGGAAGCUUUAUCAUUUACUCCUUACAUAAAAGUAAAAGGAAAAGGCGCAGCAGCUUCCCAGUAGGACGCUGUCACCCCCCUGUGCUGCGCGCGGUGCUGGAGGCGCUGCAGGCAGGGGAGCAGCGCCGGGGCACGUCGGUGGCAGCCAUCAAGCUCUACAUCCUGAAAAAGUACCCAACGAUGGAUGUCCUUCGCUUCAAGUACCUGCUGAAGCAGGCGCUGGCCACUGGCACGCGCCGUGGCCUCCUUGCCAGGCCCUUGAACUCCAAAGCCAGGGGGGCCACUGGCAGCUUCAAAUUAGUUACCAAGCACAAGAGGAAAAUCAAGCCCAGGAAGAUGGCCCCCAAGGCCCCCAGGAGAGCGAGUGAGGCCAAGGAGAAGGUCCCCAAGAAACCAGAUGAGGCCAAGGAGGAGCUUCCCAAGGCAGACAAGGUGAAAAAGGCAGCCAAGAGGCCAGCAGAGGUGCAGAAGUUUCCUCUCAAGCCAGGUGCAGCCACAGAAAAAGCUGGCAAGCAAGGCAGCAAGGCCAAGGACACCAAGGCACAGCCAGGCGAGGCUCAGAAGCUGCACCCCAAGCCAGACAAGGCCAUGCAGGCCCCUUCUAGUGCCAGUGGGUUCAGCAGGAAGACAGAGGCCAAAGGCAGCAGGAGGAUCCAAGGAGAUGCUGAGGCCUGCAGGAAAACCAAAGCCGGGAGUAAGAGUUCAAGACCCACGGUGAGCAAGGUCAAGAAUGGUGCUGCUUCCCCAACCAAAAAGAAGUUGGUAGCCAAGGCCAAGGCCCAGGCCCCGGCCCCUAGAGGGGCAGCUGCCCCCGUGGCUGGGCAGGGGCGGAAUGCCAAGGGACUCUCCGAGGAACCACAGAGAACUGUUCAGAUGCAACAUGGGAGCCCCAAACUGCAUGUGUGCCAGCUUCUUACUCGAGUUUGCAUCCUGUUGCAUCCUGAUGGCAUCAUCGUGGCCUGGGGAUCUAUGAGGAAUCUCUGA